AUGCUACCUACUCUUGAUAUUACCCCAGUUGAUAGAUGGAAAACAGCAAGAAAGAAAUGCGGACAGACAAAACUUCCUCGAAUAGCAACUAUUGAAUGGAGACAAAAACUACUGAAUAACGUGAACAAAAAUAAAGAAGAUGAGAAGAGAAAUGAGGCAGGAACAAUAUUGUUUCCUGAAUUGAAGUUACACGAAGGAACUUCAAUGGAAAGUAAAGAAGAAAAAGAAAAAGAAACGCAUCAUUCACAUGAAACAAAAUCAACCGGGUGGAAUAGUACUCUGAUCACUGAUGAUUACAAAAAAAUGAAUUUUGCUGCACUUUCAGUAGAGAAAAUAAUUAAAGACCAAAUGGAACAAGUUAGACAGAAUAUCGGCCUGAAAAAAAGGAACGUGAACGCCAUAGGAGAUUUAAUGAGGAAGUAUAACAACGAAGAUGCAGAAUCAUCAUUUGAGCAACUGAUCGAAGAAUAUGCGAAAUCUUGCAUGGAACUUAGUAGUAUAAACUGUUCGUUGUAUACGCUAAGACAGGACGACAGCAUAACGAAUAUAGCCGAGGUUGAUGUGUUUAAAAAUGAAAUGGAAGAAAUUCUGAAUGAAAUUCAACUGGAAAAAAGUUAUAUAGCUGAACUAGACAGACUAUUGCAAUCGUUCAAUGAAAAAAAACUAUGA
This is a messenger RNA of Auanema sp. JU1783, 669 nucleotides long. The record is from the annotation of a GenBank genome assembly. Lineage: Eukaryota; Metazoa; Nematoda; Chromadorea; Rhabditida; Rhabditidae.